This is a messenger RNA of Daphnia pulicaria, 1043 nucleotides long. RefSeq lists its product as uncharacterized. NCBI's taxonomy places the organism in Eukaryota, Metazoa, Arthropoda, Branchiopoda, Diplostraca, Daphniidae. The transcript is spliced from 8 exons. Bases 108 to 878 code for a protein of 256 amino acids. The record is from RefSeq and is a predicted model, not a curated record.
AGACAUGAUUAGCUGAUGGUUAUUGUUGGUACGCAGUUUUUGAACAGUUCUUGUAGUUAUUGCCUUGGUCUUCUUUCAUCAACAAAGUGAGAUUUUCUUCCUACACCAUGAAAGUAGUAUAUGUUCUCACAUUGCUUUGCCUCGUCGUACAUUCGCACGGAGCUAGUAUUCGACGACCCGAUUCUAAAAAAGAUACUCCUGUUCUCAGUCUUAAAUUUCCGGCCACAGGAAAACUCUUGGCUCGAGUUCGCAGUGGAGAAUUGGGAAAUGCCAACGAUUACAUGGACGAAGUGUUGACUUUAGUUCGCGAACAAAUCGUCCUCCAAGGAUACGAUCGCAUUGCGCUUCCGGAUGCUGACUUUAGCUUUACAUGGGACGAAUAUCCCGGAGUUACUGGAGGUGUAUAUUUGCACGAUGGCUUAGCUACUGGUAUGGAAACAAUUCAUCGUGUUGGCGACGCUACCCUCAGCAAUAGUGAUACUGUCAUUUUCUUUGAAUCUGACUGCGGCAUCAACAACGCUGCUUUUGGCUAUGCAAUUAGCAUUCUUUUCUUGGAUAUCGGACCGACCGCUUCAAUGGUUGGAACUGCGGAUUACAUCAACUUCUACUUCCACUCCACCAUCGAUAUUCUUUCCGGAAUCGUUGUCGUUGACGUGUUUGAUUUGAAGCAAAUGGGUCACAUCAGUACGGAAAUUACUGGUCUGGGAAUAUUCAACUGGCUUGCUGAAAUCAUUGUCGAUUUUACUCUCAAUCUCUUGGCACCGUUCUUCAAGGAACUCCUAGAAGGACCUAUUACGAACCUUAUCAACACUGUUCUUCAACAUUACGUUGACUCAUUGCUGAACCCACCCACAACACUUGCCAGCCUUGUUCUUUGAGAAAUCAGAUAUGCCAUCUAACAAUGCACACUGAAGGAAAGCAGAAAUAUAAUUAUAUCUAGACUAGAAAAACUGGAAAUUGAUUUACUUUCCUUAUAUUAAAGGAACUAGUACUUUUUACUUGAUUUAAAAAAUGAUUAACAGGAAUAAAAAUACAGUUAGGCC